UAAGGCCAACUGAGAGCGCUGCCAAAACCAUUAGCUGUCGUCCGUGUAGGGUUUCCCUUUUUACUUCUAAUUUUCUCUCUUCCGUCACAGGCGCUGCUAAAAUAUGGAGUCAAGCGGCGGCAAUGCAUCACGAAUCCGUCGCGAAAUCGAAGCUCUGAAGGACGAAAAAGCUCGGAUAGAGCAAAAGAUUUUAGAGCUCGAAAAUCAGCUCCGAGAAGAAGUUUCAUUAGCACCUCAGCAGCAGGAAAACGAAAGCGUCUGCGAUGGGUGUUGUCCUUCACUGUCCGCCGCUGAUGCCAAUCUGGCUCACGGAUUGACGGCGGGUAGUAUUUACCGUUACAGUCGCCAUCUUUUGCUCCCUUCUUUUGGAGUCCAAGCGCAAUCAAAUCUCUUGAAGUCUUCAAUAUUGGUUGUUGGAGCUGGAGGUUUGGGUUCACCGGCUCUAUUAUAUCUUGCUGCUUCUGGUGUUGGUCGCUUGGGAAUCGUUGAUCAUGAUGUUGUUGAGCUUAAUAACAUGCAUAGACAGGUUAUUCACACUGAAACAUAUAUUGGUCAGCCUAAAGUGAAGUCUGCUGCUGCAGCUUGUCAAUCGAUCAACUCCACUAUACAGAUUGUCGAACAUGAACAAGCUUUACGCACAUCUAAUGCUUUGGAAAUUAUGAGCCAAUAUGACAUAGUAGUGGAUGCAACAGACAAUGCUCCUAGUCGUUACAUGAUCAGUGAUUGCUGUGUUGUGUUGGGAAAGCCUCUAGUAUCCGGUGCUGCACUAGGAUUGGAAGGGCAGCUGACUGUAUAUAAUUACAAAGGAGGUCCGUGCUAUCGAUGCCUAUUUCCAAUGCCACCUCCUGCAACUGCUUGUCAAAGAUGUUCGGAUAGUGGUGUUCUAGGAGUUGUUCCUGGAAUUAUUGGCUGCCUUCAAGCUCUAGAAGCCAUUAAAAUAGCAAGUGAUGUCGGUGAACCACUUUCUGGGCAGAUGCUUCUUUUUGAUGCGCUGUCAGCUCGAAUUCGUAGUGUCAAAAUAAGAGGCAGGUCACCCCAAUGUGAAGUUUGCGGAGAAAAUACAACAUUUAACCAACAGCGUUUCAAAGAUUUUGACUAUGAGAAGUUCACUCAAUCGCCAUUGUCAACGUCUCCACAAAAGCUGAAAUUACUCACCCCGGAAUCUAGAAUAACCAGUAAGGAGUACAAAGAGAGGGUCGUAAGUGGGGAACCGCACGUUUUAGUGGAUGUGCGACCAGAACACCACUACAAGAUAGUUUCUCUUCCCAAGUCAUUGAACAUUCCACUGACGAGCUUAGAGGCUCGGGUGCCCGAGAUUUCUUCUGCACUUAAAGGGCAAGAGGAGGGCGGUGGAUCGGGAGCCAACCUGUAUGUAAUAUGCAGAAGAGGUAAUGAUUCUCAAAGGGCUGUCGAAUGCCUCCAAAACAUGGGAUUCGAUUUAGCCAAGGAUAUUGUCGGGGGACUCGAGUCAUGGGCCAACGAUGUUGAUCCCAAUUUUCCUAUGUAUUAAGUAGGAAAGGUGUUUGUGUUGUAACACCAUUGGUUCUUUGUUACUGUUUUAAGAAUUUCAAUCCCCGCACCCUUUUUUCUG
This is a messenger RNA of Hibiscus syriacus, 1591 nucleotides long. Its product is annotated as adenylyltransferase and sulfurtransferase MOCS3. The transcript has 11 exons. Gene Ontology annotation, cellular component: cytosol; cytoplasm. NCBI's taxonomy places the organism in Eukaryota, Viridiplantae, Streptophyta, Magnoliopsida, Malvales, Malvaceae. Bases 104 to 1510 code for a protein of 468 amino acids. Gene Ontology annotation, biological process: tRNA wobble position uridine thiolation. The record is from RefSeq and is a predicted model, not a curated record. Gene Ontology annotation, molecular function: thiosulfate-cyanide sulfurtransferase activity; URM1 activating enzyme activity; adenylyltransferase activity.